Eubalaena glacialis (North Atlantic right whale) is the source of this 2475-nucleotide messenger RNA. RefSeq names its product nascent polypeptide-associated complex subunit alpha, muscle-specific form-like. The record is from RefSeq and is a predicted model, not a curated record. Lineage: Eukaryota; Metazoa; Chordata; Mammalia; Artiodactyla; Balaenidae. The transcript has 11 exons. Bases 1 to 2475 code for a protein of 824 amino acids.
AUGUGCUGCCAACGGGACCCACUGCAGGAAGUGGUGAGACCCACACCGGAAGGACAGACUGGCCCUCGGACCCAUCGGGCCCCAGCCCCUAGCGGGCCGAGAGCCGGGUACAACACGCACGAUCCGGGUGACGAGGGCCCAGUCAGGAAGUCCUACGGAGGCCUGGGCAGGAGCCAGGCCUGCACCCCCAAGGGCAACCCUGGGCUCCCACUGGCGCUGCUGGUCCGGGGUGCCUGGCGCAGGGCACACCUGGGGACUCGGGGACAGUCCGCUCUGCAUUUCGGCUUCAGCCCUGAGCAGAGGGAGGUUACACCGCCUACCAGGGAGACUGAAAACCAGCCACGGGGUGAGAACACCCCGGCAUCUCCUGUCUCCGCGGAAAAGGCCCCGGCGGCGGUGCUGCCCUGGCUCCUGGCACGGAGGCUGGAGCCUGGUGCCUCGGCCACUCCGCUCUGUGACCCUGCACAUGCGGCUCAGCCUCUCUGGGCCUCGGCUGCCGCCCCCGUGCAACAGGGACCAGCAGGUCCCCCUCCCCCGUCCAGCCAGCCACUCGUGCACUCAUCCACUCGAGCAGCUGCUGGGACCUCUUGCCCUGAUCCGGGGGGCUUGGGGUCCUGCCGCAGGACCUCAGAGGGCAGCGGGGGAAGCUGCAGCCCCUUCCCGUCCAGAGCUGAGGGCCUCGGGCAGCCCCUACGCCAGCUGUUCUCAGGACCCGGGCGGCUCCCUGGGGGAGAAGGGGCAAUUCCCGCAGCCAGCCUGACUGUGGACUCUGAUGGCUCCGGAGGCCGAAAGCGCUCUGCUCGCCGGCUCCCUGCCACCCCUCGCCCUCCGCUCUCCGCCCCGGACCCUCCCGAGGGCGCCCUCACUUCUCCCCUCACCCCGCGCGCCUCUCUCUCCUCUCCGGCUGCUUUCCCUCCACUGUCGGGGCUGAGCUGCUGCCUCCUGGCCACACACAGGGCGCAGCAGGAACGUAAUCUUGACCCCCACACCACCAAGAGACGAGAGGCCGUCCUCUCUGGGCAGGAGGGCAGGCUGCCAGGGUCGGGAUCGGCCUCACCACCCACCAGCCUAGGGCAGGUGCUUCACCCCGUGCCUCCUCUUCGUGGGCUUGGCGUCAAGAUCAAACGAGAUGACGCGCUCCACAAGGAGCCAGGCGCCCAGUACCGCCUAGCCCCAAGCGUGGCCGAAAGAAAGAAGCUGACACAGGCGGCAGCAUCAUGGGAAAGGGCCAGGCUCGGGAUUCACACAGACCCAUGCUCCGGUGCUGCUGUGGCGCCUGGGGCUCAGUCCCCCCCAGAGUGGCGUGACCACCCCAUCCCAGGGCCUCCGAGGGCUCAGGACAGGACCUUGUUCAUCUCCCUGUCCUUGGUGUCAAGCAUUGGUAACGGCUCUGAAACAGCCUCUGUCCACACUCGCUGUGGCUCACUUUUCCGACUGAUCACGCCACCCCAAGCUUGCCCGACCCCGCGGGACCGAGGAGCACUCAUUUCCACGAACUGGGGUGUUCCCCUUUAUGGCCGAGGCUGGGAGCUGGGGUUCAGGAGCGCGGUUCGGCGCCCGGGAGGCCUCGGGACAGCCAUCGGGCCCGGCCACCGUCCUUGCCCUGCCCCGCGGGCCACGCGGUGCCUGACCUUGGCCCAUCACUUCCCCUCUGGCGCACGCGCUUCCUGCCCGCCGCCCGCGCAGGGGCGAAUGAAUGAGCCUCCCGCCGGCCGGAAUGCCCGUAAUUAUCGGCCGGAUCAAAGGCCGCACGCAGCCCGCCCGGGGCGACAACGGGACCGGGUUCCUUUGAAAGGGGACAGGAAUGGGGGCAGGCCGGGGGCCACGAACGGGCCCCCCGGGGCCGCCGUUUCCGGUCAGGCAGGCUGGGCCCGCGCGGCCUCCUCCCCCACCGGGGCCUCAACUUCCCCCGGGAGUCACCACCGCUUCCGGCCACGACCGGCCGGGAAGGCUAGGGAGGACGCGUUCGCCCGACGCUCCGGCCCGGCGCGCGCUCCCGCCUCGGGCGCGCUCCCGGGAGCGGCGCACGCGCACUCCCCAGGCGCGUUCCCCGCAGCCCCUCCCGGUGCCCCCGCUCCGCCCCGCGUCACCGGCCGCGCGCCCACUCACGCCCCCCCAGCGGCGCGCACGCGCACUCGCCCGCCCAGUCGCGCUCGCCUCCCGCCUCCCCGCCCGCCCCCCCGGCCGCAGCCCGGCGCCCUGAGGCGCGCGCCCACCCGGCCUCAGGCGCAUGCCCCCCGCCCCCGCGCCCUCCCCUCACCUCCUCGGUCCCGGUGCCGCCGCGCCGCACUCCUCCUCCUCUCUCCUCCCUCGCGGAUGGUGGCAGCGGCGGCAGCGGCGACUCAGACCCCGGGGUCAGGGGGACGGGCGCCCAGGCCGGAAGAAGGCGAGCCCGGCGACCCCCUAGCUGCCGCCCCCCCCCAGCUCUAUGGUGCGGAGCGGGCGCCCCAGGGAGCCACUUCCGGAUGCGUCUAG